Messenger RNA from Drosophila willistoni, 346 nucleotides. RefSeq lists its product as uncharacterized. Lineage: Eukaryota; Metazoa; Arthropoda; Insecta; Diptera; Drosophilidae. The record is from RefSeq and is a predicted model, not a curated record. The transcript is spliced from 2 exons. The coding region runs from base 15 to 293 and encodes 92 amino acids.
AGAAACCGAGAAAAAUGGACUCGCUGGAGCGUCUCAUGCGAGCGGCUCCACUGCCUCGAAUGCUAACCAGCGGCGUGGUUGCCGCUGCUGCUGCAGCUGCUGCUGGCAAAGGAACCAGUGGCCAAGUUGUGGGUGCAGCCAUACAGCAGCGUGCCCUGGUCCAUGCCUCAUUGGCAGCUGCCACAGUGGGACGCAAGGGACGUCAUCUAACUGGGACAUUUUGCCUCACAGGCGAUACCAUGGAGGGCAUCAUACAAUGUUUGGUAUUUCUCAAAGCAUUUUCGGUGAGUUAAUGCAUCAGCAGUAAGAGGAUAAUUAAAAACAAAUUUGCACAAGGAUUUUUACG